UGUGUGGAUGACGUCAAAGGCGCCGUUUAAAAAGCUACCGGACCUCGCGAUCAGGCGCACUUACACGCGAGCCCCCGCGCGUGGAUAGCUUGCAGCGCGGGGAAAUGGAAGAAAAACGUGUGCGUGUGUGUGGUGAAGCGGCAAAUCAUAGCGGUCCACUUAUGUAGAAAAGGAAAAGUUGGAUGGGAAGUAACGGGCGGGACCGUGAGUUAUUCCCCUCAUUCUCACGAGCAUUGGAAUUUAAAAGGAAUGCGCGCAAAGAUCAUGUAAACUCACCAAAAGUGCAGCCAAGCUCUCAUGCAUGGACGCCAGGAUGUUGUCGGGUCAGGAGGCUCUCAACUUGAGCGGCUUCAACAUGAGCGACGAUCCGCAGAUGGCGCAGCCGCCUGACGAGGUCGAAGCGCGCCUGUCGUCCACCGGCUUCGCGGUGCUCUCCGUGGUGCUGGGCUUCAUCAUGACUUUCGGCUUCCUAAACAAUCUGGUGGUUCUGUUGCUCUUCUGCAAGUUUAAGAAGCUGCGCACGCCUGUCAAUAUGAUGCUGCUCAACAUCAGCGUGAGCGACAUGCUGGUGUGCGUGUUCGGCACCACGCUCAGUUUCGUCUCCAGCAUCCACGGACGGUGGCUGCUCGGCUCCAGCGGUUGUAGCUGGUACGGCUUCAUCAACUCCUGCUUCGGUAUCGUGUCGCUGAUUUCUCUGGUGAUCCUCUCUUACGACCGCUACAGCACUCUGACCGUGUACAACAAGCGUGGACCCAACUACCGCAAGCCACUGUUGGCCGUCGGGGGCUCGUGGCUCUACUCUUUGUUCUGGACGGUGCCGCCGCUCUUGGGCUGGAGCAGUUAUGGUGUGGAGGGAGCCGGAACCAGUUGCUCUGUGUCCUGGACGGUGCAGACAACCCAGUCGCACGCCUACAUCAUCUGCCUUUUCAUCUUCUGCCUGGGCCUGCCUGUGCUGGUCAUGAUCUACUGCUAUAGCAGGUUGCUCUGGGCUGUCAAACAGCCACAGGUGGGUAAGAUCCGCAAGACAACAGCUCGAAAGCGAGAGUUCCACAUCCUUUUCAUGGUUUUGACCACGGCCGCAUGUUACCUGCUGUGCUGGAUGCCGUAUGGCGUGGUGGCCAUGAUGGCGACAUUCGGUCCACCCGACAUCAUUAGCCCUGUGGCCAGCGUGGUGCCAUCCUUGCUGGCCAAGAGUAGCACAGUCAUCAACCCGCUCAUCUACAUACUCAUGAACAAGCAGUUCUACAGAUGCUUCCUGAUCCUGUUCCACUGCGAGAACUGGUCGGGGAAGAACGGCAGAACCUCCAUGUCGUCCAAGACCACCGUCAUCCAGCUCAACCGACGGCUCUCCAGCAACACGGUGGCAUGCGCAGCCCACUUCUCGAGCGACGCGCUUAAAACUAACGCCGAGCCUGCCGUCAAGCUGACCACGCCCCCCGAGGUUGUGACCUGAAACUGGCAGGCCUAAGGAAGUACAAACACACACAACAAGAAGUGGGAUAAUGCUUCAGCUGGUUGUGAUUUCUGGUGCAAAGUGGACUGCAGAGGACUAUGGACGAACGGGUUAAUGUCGUUUACAUGUGAGCUUUGUGUUUGUACAGAGAUGAUUCCCUUUUGUGUCCCAUGACUUUGACAUUUUUUUCAUUUGUGCUUAAUGUGCUAAAUGCAAAAUAAA
Hippocampus zosterae (dwarf seahorse) is the source of this 1675-nucleotide messenger RNA. It is a transcript of the gene tmtops2b, whose product is annotated as teleost multiple tissue opsin 2b. Gene Ontology annotation, cellular component: membrane; photoreceptor outer segment. Gene Ontology annotation, biological process: visual perception; G protein-coupled receptor signaling pathway. The coding region runs from base 302 to 1453 and encodes 383 amino acids. The transcript is spliced from 4 exons. Gene Ontology annotation, molecular function: G protein-coupled receptor activity. Lineage: Eukaryota; Metazoa; Chordata; Actinopteri; Syngnathiformes; Syngnathidae. The record is from RefSeq and is a predicted model, not a curated record.